AGAGAAGAGAGAAGAGAGAAGAGGUGGGGCUUGUCUACCAUUUAGAGUUUACCUGAGCCUCGUUUGUCGUGAGGUGUAGCCUUCCUUUUUUAAGGGUUUAGUUGAUCGCAAGGCCUCUUCACUGAUAUGCAGAACAGCCCAUACAGCAUAGCAGCAGAGCACGCGAAGGAGGAGAAGGAGAAGGAGAAGAAGAAUCUAAAGAACAACAACGAAGACAAAUACGACACUAGCAACAGCUAUAACGCCUUUCCCUGUAAAUGGUCUAUUAGAGGAGCUGAAUGCGAGCUUCUAAGCUAUAAAAUGCCGUCGAGCAGCUCAAGCUUCAACCCCUCGUUGUGUCCUACGUUUUCUUCUCCUAUCAAAGUUUCAGCAUUACGGAUAUCUCAUCUUUGUGUCCCACAUUGUUUCCUGCUCGAUUCUGGGACUUGGGUAUGGUGCUGUCGGCUCGAACAAUGCUAGGGUUGGAGCUUGGGGAGAUACCCAGUUCGAGUUUUCGUGAUCUGGCUAUUAGGUUUGUUCAAAAUCGGUGUAACAAUGAAAUUGGGGUGUAUUUUUGGAGAUCAUGAUGGGCACAUCCUGCUGGCUUUUGGAGAUUAUAUUGGGGUCGCUGACUCAGUGACAGAGUGACAGAGUUGAAAGCCACUAUUAAAGGGCUGGAGGUCUCCUUAGAGAGGAUAGAGUUCCCUUUUUAAUUAUUAUUGUAGGUGAGUCAUCCUUGUUGGUCAAUUGGUUCAUCAGCAGUCUGGGUAGCCAUGGCGAUACAUCUGUCUUACUAGGAAAGCUCGUUUGCUUAGCGAGGGAGGGCAGCCUGCUUUUUCUUAGAGGUUGUGAUCAGCUACACUGUAGCUUAUGAGCUAGCUAGGUUUGCAUCAAAAGGAUCUUGACUCAACCCCAGGGCAAAGUUUGGAUGGAAGUUUCAGGAGGUGUCUCCCCUGAUAGGAGAUCCGAGGUUUCAACUUCAAGCAAGUUCAACCCUGCUUCCAGAAGACUGUUCAAGGGGUUAAAAGAUUAUGCAAGGAAGCUGGUUGACAUUGAAGCAUUUAGGCAGAGUCUUGAAGACUGGAUUCUGGAGAAGACACGUUCCAGUUCUUCUGAGAGCAAGCAAUUCUUUAGAUCUCCUUUUCACAUUGAUGAAGUCCAUAAACUUGAUUAUGCAUUAGAAGAUGUGUUAUUUCAGCAGCUUUUCCGUAUGCCUUACUCACCAUACGCUUCUGAUGAUCUCAAUGAAGAUGAGUAUCUUGCCCUGGAGGACUUCCUGAAUGCUGCUGUGGAAGGCUUGUGGCGCACCUUCUGGCACAAAUCUGGACCAUUACCAUUCUUUGUAUCUUGUCCCCGUUAUCCUGGAUCCAAGUUCUAUACUGUGGAAAGGGCAAUAAUGAGGGGAAGGAUUGGAGGGCUUUGUGGUGCAGCUUUGAUGGCGAAAAAUGGGAAUGAUAUACAAGUUCAAUGGGACCAGGUGGUGGAAUUUACUCUGUUUAAACCAGACAUUGCUCAGGGAAAUGAGUUUGGAUUUUCUGCUACGUCUAUCUGUGAAGCCCUCUUUUAUGGUUUUCAUAUACUUCUAUCAAGGAUUUUGAGCAAGUACAAUACUGUUAGCAGUGAUUAUGUCUAUCUGCUAGUUCUUGAUUCUAAAUUUGGUGGGGUAGUCAAAUUUGGUGGUGAUCUAAGCAAACUAGAAGUUAACACAAGCAACCCAUACCACUCUGUGGCAGAAUGGAUCAGGCUUCAUGCUGAAGUCACUGUUUCACCUGUGGACAGAAUAUGGAACAAGCUAGGAAAUGCAAAUUGGGGGGACCUAGGACCUCUGCAACUGCUUCUAGCAACUUUUUACUCCAUUGUUCAAUGGAAAGGUCCUCCUAGAAAGUCAAUUUCCGCAUUGGCUGCAGAUCAUAGUCUUCGUCUUCACAAGCGUAGGCUAGAAUGUUGCCUCUUUGAGGAUAGCAGUGCACUUGUCUCCAUGCUAGAGUCUGGCCAGAAAGUAGAGAUUGUCGAACUUGACCACAAUGACGAUCCAACCUUUGGAAAGCAAACAUCACAGUUGAAGCUUAAGAUGGGUGAAGUACUGUUGUUGGAGGAUCAGCAAGGGCGAAAAGGGUUUCGAAUACUGGAGACUCUCAUGGAAGGGAACUGUUUGUCGUACAGUGCUGUUUCUCUUGAACAUCCUGGUGAGCCAUUAACUGUAUAUGUGGGAGCUCAUCCAUCAAUGCUUGAGCCAUCUUGGGAGGAUAUGAGUCUAUGGUACCAAGUACAAAGGCAGACUAAGGUAUUGAACAUCUUUAAGCAACAGGAGAUCUCAAGCAAGUAUUUGCCAGAAAUAAUUGCCUCCGGUCGAAUUUUGCAUUCUGGUCCUUGUAAGAAACAGAGCCCCGGUGGUCGAUGUGAUCAUCCAUGGUGUGGGACCCCAAUUCUUGUGACAUCUCUGGUUGGUGAGCCACUGUCAUCCAUUAUUGCUCGGGAUGGACCAUUUUCCCCUGAUGAGGCAGUAUGCUGCUGCAGGGACUGUUUAUCAGCUCUGAAAAGUGCUACAACAGCCAAUGUCCAACAUGGGGACAUCUCUCCUGAGAACAUUAUACGUGUUGUUGACACCCAUGGUUCCAGAACUAGAUUUCGAUAUGUCCCUGUAUCUUGGGGGCAUGCUGUUCUGGAAGAUAGAGAUAGUCCUGCCAUAAAUUUGCAAUUCUCAUCUACUUAUGCACUUCAGCAGGGGAAACUGUGUCCAGCAUCAGAUGCCGAGAGCCUUGUUUAUCUCCUAUAUUUUGUCUGUGGGGGAACAAUGCAGCAGCAGGAUUCCAUUGAAUCAGCACUACAGUGGCGGGAGAGAUUCUGGGCCAGGCGUUUAGUGCAGCAGCAGCUUGGUGAGGUUUCAGCUCUCCUAAAAGCAUUCGCUGAUUAUGUUGAUAGCCUCUGUGGAACUCCAUACCCUGUAGAUUAUGAUAUCUGGUUGAAGAGAUUGAAUAGAGCUGUUGAUGGUUCAACAGAUAGGGGGAAGCUGGUUGAGGAAGUAGCAGUAACAAUGAGAUUAGAGGAUGUUGCCGAGUCAUCGGGAACUUCUGGUGGCUGUACUUCGUUUUCUUGCUGAAUAAGAAAUUGACAUUUCUUGCCAAGGGUAUUGGGUUCUGUUCGCAUUACUUUUUGUUGUUGAUAUUCAGGCAGGUGGGAUUUGAAAUUGGUUCUAAUCUGCAUUUUCAUUUGCCUUCUCUGCUGUAUUAUUUAUGUCAUAGCUUUUUGACUGAUUGAACUUGAAGAAUUCUCUGCCACAGAUGUCUGGCCAUACCAGAAGUAUCUUUUCUUGUAUUUGGUUGGUGAUAAGCAGGUUAGUAUCAGACUGUUUCUUCAUAUGAAAUGGUAGAAAGCUCCUGGAGGGAUUUUUACAUUGGUCAA
Molecule: messenger RNA, 3381 nt
Organism: Macadamia integrifolia
Lineage: Eukaryota; Viridiplantae; Streptophyta; Magnoliopsida; Proteales; Proteaceae
Exons: 4
Coding region: 908-3079 (723 amino acids)
Source: RefSeq, a predicted model, not a curated record